GCCGCGGAGGGUCAAGGGGCGGCGGACGGUGGCCGGGAGGGACGAUGCUGUGGCGGGCGGUGGCAGCGGCGAGCCGAAGCCUGCGGGGAGCGGCUGGGCGGCGGCAGCUGAGCGGGGCGGGCAGCUCCGAGCGCGGCCCCUCCGAGCGCGGCCCCCGCAGCGAGCGGACCCCGAAAAUCUACACGAAGACCGGAGACGCAGGCUUCUCCAGCACCUUCACCGGGGAGCGGCGGCCCAAGGCUGACCGGAUCUUCGAGGCCCUGGGAGCCACGGACGAACUGAGCUCGGCCAUCGGGCUGGCUGGUGAAUUUAGCAGUGAGAAGGGCCACGAGUUUGUGGAACAGCUUCACAAAGUCCAGUGUAUGCUGCAGGACGUGGGCUCCAACAUCGCCACGCCGCUCUCCUCAGCCAGGGAGGCUCACCUGAGGAGAACAUCUUUCAGUGAGAAGCCCAUUCUGGAGCUGGAGCAGUGGAUUGACAGCUACUCAGAGCAGCUUCCUCCUCUCAGAGCUUUCAUCUUGCCGUCAGGAGGUAAAAGCAGCGCCGCGCUCCACCUGUGCCGAGCUGUCUGCCGCCGAGCUGAAAGGUGUGUGGUCCCUUUGGUACAAGCAGGAGAAGCAGAUCCAAACGUGGGCAAAUACUUAAACAGGCUGAGUGACUACCUCUUCGUUUUGGCACGCUACGCUGCCAUGAAGGAGGGCAAGGAAGAGAAGAUCUACGUAAAGCCUGACCCAUAGCUGGCAGCUGGAACGUUUGUGUCCUUGCUCAUGGGAAGCUAAAUCCAGCAGUCUGCUUUCUCUCAUCAAGGCAAGGAAGGAGAAUGAGCCUGGAUUGGAAGUGGGAGCUGCCAAGAAGCUUCCAGCUUCAGUAACUGGGACCUUGUUCCUAAAUCCCGUGAGGAACGGAGCGGUUCUGUCCUCUGGGCCUUGUGCAGUGCUGCCAUCAGAGCUGCCCAGAGAGGUGGUGGAGUCUCUGUCUCUGGAGACAUUCAGAACCUUCCUGGAAGCCAUCCUGUGCACCUGCUCAGACAGGGGGCUGGACUCGAUCUCCAGAGGUCUCUUCUAACCCCUAUUGUUCUGGGGCUCUGUUCUGGAUUGGAGCUGGGCAGGAGACCUCAGAGAACUGAUUUCUAGGGGUGUCUUCACUUCCCUGUGCUGUGGGAAGGCUCUGACAGGACUUCAGAGGAGUGAAGAGGAGGAAACCUUCAGGUUGGCUUUGUAAGUCAGAGGGCUCACACAGAACAGCAGCUGUGCAGAGGUUCAGGAACUACAUCCAAAGCUCUGGAAGAAUAAACGUGAUUUCCUUCUGCCAGAGGCCUCUUCACUGUCA
This is a messenger RNA of Pogoniulus pusillus (Red-fronted tinkerbird), 1329 nucleotides long. It is a transcript of the gene MMAB, whose product is annotated as metabolism of cobalamin associated B. The record is from RefSeq and is a predicted model, not a curated record. NCBI's taxonomy places the organism in Eukaryota, Metazoa, Chordata, Aves, Piciformes, Lybiidae. Bases 45 to 737 code for a protein of 230 amino acids. The transcript has 9 exons. Gene Ontology annotation, molecular function: corrinoid adenosyltransferase activity.